Molecule: messenger RNA, 3213 nt
Organism: Rhincodon typus (whale shark)
Lineage: Eukaryota; Metazoa; Chordata; Chondrichthyes; Orectolobiformes; Rhincodontidae
Gene: arhgap39
Product: Rho GTPase activating protein 39
Exons: 9
Coding region: 7-3165 (1052 amino acids)
Biological process (GO): signal transduction
Cellular component (GO): cytoskeleton; cytoplasm
Molecular function (GO): GTPase activator activity; protein binding
Source: RefSeq, a predicted model, not a curated record
UACGACAUGCAACUUGAAACUGAGACAGAAAGUGCUACAACAUGGCUGGAAUGGGUGGAGAUCAUUGAGCCUCGAACUCGAGAGCGAAUGUAUGCUAACCUUACCACUGGAGAAUGUGUCUGGGAUCCACCUUCAGGUGUCCGGAUAAAGCGCACCAAUGAAAAUCAGUGGUGGGAGCUCUUUGAUCCCAAUACCUCUAGGUUUUAUUAUUACAAUGCCACAACACAGAGGACUGUCUGGCAUCGGCCUCAGAACUGUGAUAUCAUCCCGCUGGCCAAAUUGCAGACAUUAAAACAGAACACUGACUCGCCAAGCCGUGCUUCAGCGGAGAACAGUCCAGGCCGGAGUAGUAAUAUGAGUAGGGAAGGGAGCACCAGCUCUUCCCUGGAGCAGGAACUGGAUGCUGAUAGGACACAAGAACAAACACGACUAAAACAAGCCCAGCAGAUUAUUGGGAAAGACGAACCAGAAAGGACAUCACCUCAUCGCUGGAUGACUGGAACAAAGGAACGAAUGUUAAUUAAAGUUACAGACCGGGAACCAAGUUAUUUAUUGCAUCAGGGUAACGGGAAUGCUGAGAACCAGCCAGGAACGCGGUCUCGCAGGCCUUCGGGCCACCAGCUGUCACAUGCUCACAGCUUUGCAUCGGAUAGUGAUAACCAGGUCUUCUUUACGGAACGCAAGUCAUCCCCUUACCUGAAAAGGGCAGAGCACAUUGGUGGCUGUUCCCCCAUUCUGGCAAGAGGGGAGCCUUAUCAUUCCCCAAUCCACUACCAACACAGAAAAUAUUCCUUUGAAUCCCAGCCCUCAUCUCCUCGCUAUGGCUAUGAGCCUCCUCUUUACGAGGAACCUCCUGUUGAAUACCAGGCUCCUAUUUACGAUGAACCACCCAUGGAAGUGCAGUGUGAGGGAAUGAGCCUCUACAAAGCUGGGUCACCACAGAAAUCGCCAGUUCGGAAGCCACAUCCGAUGCUUCACUCUCCCAAACAAGGCCAGAACUCUCCUUACCAGCAUCUAAUAUUAACAAAACAAAAAUGUCCAGAGAAAUCCAUGAGUUUAGAAUACAGUCCAGUGGGCAAAGAACUUGUGAAGCAGCUGGUGUACGUAGAGCAGUCUGGCUCUAGCCCAAAGUUCAAAACAAGUACAAAGCAUCGAUAUUCACCUAGUGCUACAUCCACUAUUUCUUACUCGUUACAGCACAGCCAUUCAUCGGUUAGAGACCUUCAGUGUUCUGAUUCAAGGUCUGCUGAUUACAAUGGCCUGGAAGGAUCUGAAGCCAGGUAUAGUCAGCAAGGCAACCAGCUGAUUCAGGAGGACUCCAUGUCAUGGUCCAGCCAGCACGACUCGUUAUCUUCAAUAGGCUACUCGCCAAACACAAGGAAAAGGAAAAGCAGGAAGCCUUCACUGACCCAAGAGACUUGUGGUGUGGUAGGGGAGAGUUGCGGAGAAAUUAACCCUGUACCUGAGCGGCUGCUGGCUGAGGAGCGGCACUCGCCCCUCGACAAGACUGAGAUGGGCCAGACUGACAACAAGAGCGUUGAGGCAGAGAUGCUGCGGGGAUACUCCGAUGUACACACAACCCAGGCAAGACUGGCACGGGAGGCACAGCAGCUACAUCACAUCAAGCAGCGCAGCAGCUGGGAUUCCCAGAAAGAAGUGUCUGGUUAUGAAAGUGACGGGGCCCUUCCUCUACCUAUGCCAGGGCCUGUCGUUCGGGCUUUCAGUGAGGAUGAAGCACUGGCUCAGCAGGAGGGCAAACACUGGAAGAGGAACACAUUUGAAAAGCUUGGCUUCCCUCAAGUGCUACUGGAAAAGAGUGUUUCUGUACAAACUAACUUAGCUUCACCGGAACCUUACUUACACCCAUCACAGUCUGAAGACCUGGGCACUUGCAGUCAGUACGAAAUCGGAAGGCAGAGCCGGAACAUGAUGCCCAGUGCUAGCUGUGUCUUCCCCGGAUUCAUGCUGCGAAAGCCGUCCUCCGAGACAGAUAUUGAGAACUGGGCUUCCAAACACUUCAACAAGCAUACACAGGGAAUUUUCCGCCGUAAAGUCUCCAUUGCUAACAUGCUGGCUUGGAGCAGCGAGUCGAUCAAGAAGCCCAUGAUAAUGACGGCUGACCGUAAUGUGAAGAAAGAAGCAUGCGAAGUGUUCAAACUGAUCCAAAUGUACAUGGGGGACCGGAGGGCCAAGGUGGACCAGGUUAACGUGGCACUAGAGAUCGCCACAAAGGGUUGGAGCAUGCAGGGCCUGAGGGACGAACUCUACAUCCAACUGUGUCGGCAGACUACUGAAAAUUUUAGAUAUGAGAGUCUCGCUAGGGGCUGGGAAUUAAUGGCCAUCUGCCUGGCCUUCUUCCCUCCUACUCCCAAAUUCCACUCCUACCUAGAAGGCUAUAUCUACAGGCACAUGGAUCCCGUGAAUGAUGCAAAAGGUGUUGCUAUUAGCACGUAUGCUAAGUACUGCUACCGUAAACUACAGAAAUCGGCUCUGACUGGAGCAAAGAAGGGACUUCGGAAACCCAGUGCGGAUGAGAUCAGACAUGCCACAAAUGCUGUUUUCUGCCCAUCCAUGUUUGGUAGCUCUCUGGACGAGAUCAUGAACAUGCAACAUGAGCACUAUUCAGACCGACAGCUGCCAUGGGUCCAGACUAGACUCUCUGAGGAAGUGCUGAAACUCAAUGGAGCACAGACUGAGGGUAUCUUCAGAGUUCCCGGGGAUAUCGAUGAGGUUAAUGCUCUCAAACUUCAAGUGGAUCAGUGGGUUAUUCCACAAGGGCUGACAGACCCCCAUGUUCCAGCCUCACUGUUGAAACUGUGGUACCGGGAACUAGAGGACCCACUCAUCCCUCAUGAGUUUUAUGAACAGUCUAUCAACCAUUACGAAAACCCAGAGGCAGCAAUUGCAGUCGUCCACUCCCUACCCAAGCUCAAUCGGCUGGUCCUUGGCUACCUCAUCCGCUUCCUACAGAUUUUUGUCCAACCGGCCAAUGUCUCUGUGACCAAGAUGGAUGUCAACAACCUAGCCAUGGUCAUGGCCCCCAACUGUCUCCGCUGUCAAUCAGACAACCCCCGGAUCAUAUUCGAGAACACACGCAAAGAGAUGUCCUUUAUCCGAGUACUAAUCCAACACCUGGACACCAGCUUCAUGAAAGAUGUGCUAUAGCAAGGAGAGUUUAAAGAAAACUAGAAAAAAGGAACAGAAACAAACAGA